AUGGCAACUGGAGACACGGCGCCCGCGCCGCUUACCAUCCCACCCCCGCCGAUCGAACCGCUCUCCGACGACGAUGGUUCCAGUCCUCUAAGUGAUGUCGAAGAUAAGGACGGCGACCCAGGAGACUUGAACAGCCUGAAUGAUGCCACUCCCGACAAUCGCAACGAAGAAGUAACCUCUGCAGACGACCUUUCCGACGCGAACGAUACUGAAGCCGAGACCGAACGCCUCUACGACACGCCCCGAAAUCCCACUCGUCACAAGGACGUGGUCCUGAAUAAAUCAGCAGAAGGGCAAGUUUAUGAGCGCACCCCAAGCAAACUGCGACGGCACAAUACAAGGACAGGGCAGAGCAAAGAUGCAGACAACGGGCCAUUCUACGAGGAAGUGUCAAUAGCUUCCAGCCCUCCAGCGCAAGAGACAAAGAAUCUAAGAAGGCGCCAAUCACCAACCCUAGAUAUCCUCGUCGAGGCUGCUAGCCAAGAAGUCGAGAGCAGAAAGCGAAAACGAGCCUCGAUGCCUAUUGAAAAUUCUGAAACUACACGGCUACCACAAAGGCGUACUGGUUCAGUGCCUACACCUAGCCGACAGGAUAUAGACGGUGAUACUCCUAUGGCUGACGAAGACGACCCAUCGUUACAUACCAAUAGUGGCGAACACUCAGCCGACGAAACUACCAAUGCCCCAGCUGAUAUAGACCGCACUGACAACAACGCUCAGAGCGCUCAAUCGGACCAAGAAGCCAUACCCAAAAAGCAGACGCGCAGUGGCUCAAAGAAGCUUAAAACCACAGAACAGACUAUCGAGGCUGAUGAACCACCGGAAGAGACUGUGGGUGAUUCAGUAGCUGAAGAUGACCGUGCUCAAGCUGGCGAGGAUGAGCCACUCGAGGCCGACGUGGACGAAGAAGCUGAAGCGGCUCACAGGAACGAAGAAGAACUGGAAAGAAAGAAGACGGCCUUUGAGCAGUUGACCGCAAUCGAGAAACGAUUUGCAACUUUCAGGGAUAGGCUGUACGAAGAACGACUCGAGCAACUGAACCAAGAAGAAAUAAUGCUGCGAUCCGAAACCAUAACACACCCCGACUAUCUUGCCAUGAUGCAAUGCAUUGAUGCACGAAGAGACGAAAAAAUCCGUGUGGCAAAUCGAGAGUUAGAACUCAAAAUAGAAUCUCUAGAGAGGUGGGCAGUCUCUAGGCGAUCGCAAAUUCACUCUCAAUUCUUCCAAUCAGUUAGAGAGUCAAGAGAAAAGAUUCUAGCAGAGCUGGGCCAGCAAUGGUACGACAUCCAACACGAGCGUCGCAAACAAGCCAAUAAUGUACCCGAAUUCGGUCUCCGGUUUCCUCGCGAUCCCGCGCAGCGCACAAGAAAUGCGCUAGCAUACAAUAAAGAGGUAUCCAUUUUGUCCGGCAUAGCCAAGUACGAAGGAAUGCCUGCGGCGCCAGACAUGAAGGGGGCAUCUAUGCAAGAGCUGGAGGACGACUUCGAAGCGAUCAAUAGAAAUCGCCAACCAUCGCUUCGACACCAAUUACAUAGGCCUGCUUAUGUGGAUUACGGAGGGCUUCCGUUUAGUCAAAGUCUUGGUCCUGCAGGGGAGCAGUUUAUCGAGCAGACACCAUGGGCAAACCCCAAUCACCCAUCGAACGCCCAUCUUCUUCAACGACAGCACUCAGCACAGCACGAAGCUCAUGCGCAUGGUAAUAUGCCAGGCGUUUCAUUAGGUCCCAAUAAACAUCCCCAUCCGACUCAGCCUUUUACCAACGGUUCGACAAGCCAUCCCUCCAAUGGUCCCCUUCAUGGUCCUCCCAAAGCUCAGAAGAGUGUACCAAGACAGCCUACCACCUCACCAGAGGUUGCACGAGCCGCCAACUUAUUAGAACAGACUAAAGCGCGCAGCAUGAAGGCGGCAGAAGCAGCCGCGAGACGUGAAAAUAGUCAUCCGGUAGGUAGUUUAUGA
Molecule: messenger RNA, 1956 nt
Organism: Daldinia caldariorum
Lineage: Eukaryota; Fungi; Ascomycota; Sordariomycetes; Xylariales; Hypoxylaceae
Product: Sds3-like-domain-containing protein
Exons: 4
Coding region: 1-1956 (651 amino acids)
Biological process (GO): negative regulation of transcription by RNA polymerase II
Cellular component (GO): Sin3-type complex
Molecular function (GO): histone deacetylase binding
Source: RefSeq, a predicted model, not a curated record